Prosopis cineraria is the source of this 1655-nucleotide messenger RNA. Its product is annotated as PTI1-like tyrosine-protein kinase At3g15890. The coding region runs from base 299 to 1360 and encodes 353 amino acids. NCBI's taxonomy places the organism in Eukaryota, Viridiplantae, Streptophyta, Magnoliopsida, Fabales, Fabaceae. Gene Ontology annotation, cellular component: plasma membrane. Gene Ontology annotation, biological process: protein phosphorylation. The transcript is spliced from 4 exons. The record is from RefSeq and is a predicted model, not a curated record. Gene Ontology annotation, molecular function: ATP binding; protein kinase activity.
ACAGCGUUCGCAUAACAUCAUUUUGGCGUUUUCUUCCCACACGAAAACAUGCCUUCGGUUACUCUGGAAUCGAAUCUAGUUCUCAUGUUUCGCUCAUCGUCCCUGCCAUCCUUCACGUUCACGGUAAAACACGCUAGGCAAGUAGAAUACGGAAAAAGAAUCACCUUUUGGAUUGGAGGGACUUGAAGAAUCUGGUUUUGUUUCGUGGGUUAAUUCAAAGUUUAAAUUUUGCUUGCUUUCUAAGAUUUGAUUUCGGAGACUGACAGAGAAAUAGAAGAAGCUGAGAGUGAUUGGUGGUAUGGCUUUUUGCCCAAUAUUUUUCUGUUCAAAGGGUCUGGGCCGAAAAGCGCGAGAGAAGAAGCUACCUAAAUGGCGGGUCUUCUCUUUGAAAGAAAUACUCUUGGCGACAAAUAAUUUUAACUAUGAUAACAAGCUUGAAGAAGGGGAAUUUUGCAGUGUCUAUUGGGGCCAACUUUGGAAUGGAUCACAAAUUGCAGUUAAGAGAUUGAAGGUUUGGAGCAACAAGGCAGGCACAGAAUUUGCUUUGGAAAUUGAAAUAUUGGCGAGUGUACGGCACAAGAAUCUUGUUAGUCUGCGUGGAUAUUGUGCUGUGGGGCAAGAAAGGCUAAUUGUAUUUGACUAUAUGCCAAAUUGGAGCCUGUUCUCUCAUCUUCAUGGACAGCACCCUGAAGAAUGUCUUCUUGAUUGGAAUAGACGGAUGAACAUCGCGAUUGGGUCAGCUGAGGGCAUUGCAUAUCUUCACCACCAAGCAACACCACAAGUAAUCCACAGAGAUAUCAAAGCAAGCAAUGUGCUAUUGGAUGCAGAUUUCCAUGCUCGGAUUACAGGUUUUGAAGUUGCCAAGUUGAUUUCUGAUGGGGCAACUGAUGUGAGUGCCACUACAAUUAAGGGAACCCUCGGCUACCUCGCACCAGAAUAUGCCUUGCUUGGUAAGGCAUCCAAGAGUUGUGAUAUUUACAGUUUUGGAAUUCUCUUGCUUGAACUUGCUAGUGGCAAGAGACCAAUUGGAAAACUGAGUGCCACAACGAAGCAAUCAAUAUGUGAUUGGGCACUUCCUUUGGCUUGUGAGAAGAAAUUUAAUGAACUUGCAGAUUCAAAGCUAAAGGGUAGCUAUGUGGAGGAAGAACUUAAAAGAAUGAUUCUUGUUGGCCUUGCAUGUGCUCAAAGUCAGCCUGAGAGGAGACCCACCAUGCUUGAGGUGGUGGACCUUCUGAAGGGAGAAUCUAAAGAUAAGUUUUCUCAGCUAGAAAAUAAUGAACUGUUCAAAAGCCAUCAAGCUUUAGAAAACAGAGAUAGAGCACCAGUUUCAGAGGAGAAGGAAAUACUUGAUAUGAAAUAGAAUAGUGGGCUUUAAGGAAUGGGCUUGGUCCAAUUGAGCCCCAUCUUCUGGCCCACUAUCCUACAGUGUAUUUAGAACUCCAGGAAUUGAUGGCGCCAAGAUUUUCAUUUUUUUUUCCUUUGUUUGUUUGUUUGUUUGUUUGUUUUUUGUUUUUUUCCUUUGCUUAAUCUGAUCAAGGAAAGUGUUUGAAUGCUUGACUUAAGUUCGAUGGUCAUCAUAUCCAGCAACUCUUUGGGCUUGUUUGGUUUGCGGAGAUUAUUACUUGAGAGAAAGGAAUGGAAGAUGAUUCCAAUAA